Molecule: messenger RNA, 2679 nt
Organism: Microcebus murinus (gray mouse lemur)
Lineage: Eukaryota; Metazoa; Chordata; Mammalia; Primates; Cheirogaleidae
Gene: CYP2J89
Product: cytochrome P450 family 2 subfamily J member 89
Biological process (GO): xenobiotic metabolic process
Cellular component (GO): cytoplasm; intracellular membrane-bounded organelle
Molecular function (GO): iron ion binding; oxidoreductase activity, acting on paired donors, with incorporation or reduction of molecular oxygen, reduced flavin or flavoprotein as one donor, and incorporation of one atom of oxygen; heme binding
Source: RefSeq, a predicted model, not a curated record
CCGGGAGUGAGGCGUGGCCCGGGAGGUUCUAGGCAAAGCAGAGGCAAGGUGGGCAAAGGGUAGCAGGGGCUGUGCUGAAGUGCGGGGGCGAGGACAGGCAGGGACAGUAGACUUCUCUGGCCUCAGAAGAACAAGUGGACGUCCUGGGCCAGCUCGCGGCGAUGGGCUCCCUGGCGGCCGCCCUCUGGGCCUUGCUCCAUCCCCAGACUCUCCUCCUGGGCGCAGUCACCUUUCUGCUCUUUGCUGACUUCCUCAAAAGACAGCGGCGAAAGAACUACCCCCCGGGGCCCUGGCGCCUGCCCUUCUUUGGCAACUUCUUCCACCUGGACCUUGAGCAGUCGCAAUUGGCACUUAAGCGGUUGGUGAAGAAAUAUGGGAACCUUAUUGGCCUGGAAUUUGGACCCAUAUCUACAGUUGUUAUUACUGGAUUGCCCCUGAUCAAAGAAGCCCUCGUCCACAUGGACCAGCACUUUAUGAACCGCCCUGUUUUCCCUCUCCAAGAACAUAUCGUUAAGGGAAAUGGAUUGAUCAUGUCCAAUGGCCAGGUGUGGAAGGAGCAAAGAAGGUUCGCCCUGACAGCGCUAAGGAACUUUGGUCUGGGAAAGAAGAGCCUAGAGGAACGCAUUCAGGAGGAGGUCCGCCACCUCACUGAAGCAAUCAAGGAGGAGAACGGACAGCCUUUUGACCCACACUUCAAAAUCAACAAUGCAGUUUCCAAUAUCAUUUGCUCCAUCACCUUUGGGAAGCGAUUUGAGUACCAGGAUGCUCAGUUUCAGGAGUUGCUGGGGUUACUGGAUGAGGUCUCAUAUAUGAGUGGUUCAGUUUCUUGCCAGCUCUACAAUUUCUUUCCAUGGAUAAUGAAAUUCAUUCCUGGAUCCCACCGAACUGUCAUCAAAAACUGGGAAAAACUGAAAUUGUUUGUUUCUCAAAUGAUUGAAAAACACAAGAAAGAUUGGAAUCCUGAUGAAACAAGAGAUUUUAUCGAUGCUUACCUCAAGGAAAUGGCCAAGAAUGCAGAAAAGCCUACUUCAAGUUUCCAUGAAGAUAACCUCAUCAUUAGCACUCUGGACCUCUUCUUUGCUGGAACCGAGACAACUUCUACGACCCUGCGCUGGGCUCUGCUUUACCUGGCCCUCCACCCAGAAAUCCAAGAGAAAGUACACGCUGAGAUUGACACAGUGAUUGGCCAGGAGCAGCAGCCCAGUGUGGCCGCCCGGAACUCCAUGCCCUACACCAAUGCCGUCAUCCACGAGGUGCAGAGGAUGGGCAACAUCGUCCCCCUGAACGUGCCCCGGGAAGUGACAGCCGAUACCACCUUGGCUGGGUACCACCUGCCCAAGGGGACUAUGAUCAUGACCAACUUGACUGCGCUGCACAGGGACCCCACAGAGUGGGCCACCCCGGACGCGUUCAAUCCCGAGCAUUUUCUGGAAAAUGGACAGUUUAAGAAAAGCGAAUCUUUUCUGCCUUUCUCAAUAGGAAAGCGGGCAUGCCUUGGAGAACAGUUGGCCAAGUCAGAGCUGUUCAUUUUCUUCACUUCCCUCAUGCAAAAAUUUACCUUCAGGCCCCCAGAAAAUGAGAAGUUGAGCCUGAAGUGCAGAAUGGGCAUCACCGUCUCCCCAGUCAAGCACCGCCUCUGUGCUGUUCCUCGGGCGUGACGUGGCAGGGAACGGAAGGGGGAAGGAAGGAAGGAAGGAAGGAAGAAGAAGUGGCAUGUGUUCUGAAGACACUGGUCACUGCCCAAAUGAACAUAGACAAAACAAAAGUGACCCUGAGGAAAGAUCAGAGGAAUAAAACUCAGGGGAAACUAUAUCCAAAUCUGAGCUCUGCUUUCUUCUCCAAAUAAGCCUUGGGAAAGUCAUUUAAGUGCUGAACAAUUUACCUUUUCAUCCAGGCGAUGAAAAGAGGAUAAUGAUUCCUUCAGUAAAGAAAGUUCUUGUGAGGUUCUAAGGAAAUAGUGGCCUUUAAGUGAUUUAUAAACCAUAAAGCACAUCACAGAAGUUACAGCAGUAAUGUGCCUCCAUCCUGAUUCCAUUUUUAGACGUGUAUGCUUUAUGCCUGUUGAUAGAUCCAAUCAAAGUGGAGCAAAAUAGUCAAUAGAAUUUAAAAGUGGGCCAUGGGAGCAGCCACAGAGGUGCACCACCCUAAAGGCUGUCUCAUUUGCUCCCAUGGUUUUUAUUUUCUUCAGGUCUCAGAGUGGUUCUCUGAGAAGCUAGCAGGGCAGGUAUUGUUCCCUAUUGACAGAGAAAUCAAGUGUUGUUGAAGCAGUUUCUAUGGAUGACAUAAGGAACCACUAUUUUGGCCUUAGAUCCAGGGCCAAGUAGAGUGUGUCCUCCAUGAACCUGGGAAGCAGGUUUGGGGGACAAAUGUAGAAAUACUUCCCAUCCUUAAAAGUACUCUUUACCUUAAAUCUUCCAUCAGAUAUUGAUUCUCUGUUUCACAUUGGAUUUAACUAUGUGGUAGGUGUGAUCUUUUCUUACAACUAGAUUGCAAGCUUUUGGUGGGUCCUGGGAGAGUACUUUAUAACAGGGAAUCAGAAAUGUCACAUACCUGUUCAACCUCUCUGUGUUUGGCUGCUGAGAGGAGACAAUGCCCAUACAAGAAAAGGCCAGGUAACAGUGAUAUUCCAUGGAGCUUUGACACAAUGCCAAUGCAGAAAAAUGAAAAAAAAAAAAAAAA